This is a messenger RNA of Branchiostoma floridae (Florida lancelet), 2556 nucleotides long. RefSeq names its product centrosomal protein of 83 kDa-like. The record is from RefSeq and is a predicted model, not a curated record. Gene Ontology annotation, molecular function: carbohydrate binding. Gene Ontology annotation, biological process: cell adhesion. Bases 42 to 2522 code for a protein of 826 amino acids. Lineage: Eukaryota; Metazoa; Chordata; Leptocardii; Amphioxiformes; Branchiostomatidae. The transcript is spliced from 5 exons.
UUUUAUGAGAGGCAGACGGCAAAUCAACAAGAUCGCACGCCAUGCUGUCGUCUGCUUGCUUCCUUGUGUUUCUGUUCGUCUGGACCGGGCCGAGGGUUGCACGGGGGGUUGACCACAAAACUUGGAUAGAAAAUCUCCAGGGGUCUUAUUUCAAGCUGUAUGGCGUCUUUCAAGGACUUGAGAAACAGAACAAGGAUAUGAUGGCAUUAUUUGGCAAAGUAAAGAUCGUUGAUGAAAGACUCACACAAGAACACCACACUGCAAAAGAAAUUCGGGGAAGUUUCCAAACGUUGCGGCCUCAGCUUAACACACUGGGAAAUGCCUUCGACAACUUGAACCGCAGCAUCAGUCGUGAAAAGGAAAAGAUAAACCAAGUGGACGUCAACUCAAAUGGUGGAUUUAAAGAACACGAGGACGAAAUAGAAUCGUUUUCUGGUAUCUUGGAGGGAUAUAUAGCAGAUGUUGACCAACGUAUUAAAGUUCAGAAGCAAACGUGUUCAGAAGAGUUGCGACAAGAAGCAGAGCGCCAGGCCGAAGCGACGCAUGCCUUCCGUCAACAACUCUGGGAUUACGAAGACGCGAGGGAACAGAAGACGAAAAUGAUCAAAGAACUCAUGCAAACGGUCAACUCUACAAUCGCUGCUCUAAGGGCGAGGGACCAGGCAUCACACGACCGCGCCGCAUCUCUGCAAAUCAGAGUCCAACAACUGAUUCAAGAAGUUGAAGGAAUCUUCAUCCGAUCUAGAGAGCAAGGUUCGCGGCUGGACACCGCAAAUGCCUCGUCUAGCGGAGACAGGCAACACGUCACGAACUUCCGUACCUCGUUUAAUACUCAUCUGCAGCAGUUUAAUCAUAUUCAACAACUGUUAGCUACUAUACAGGCAUCAGUCGCGGAGCUACAGACCAGAAAGGGGCAGGUACAAGGAUAUACAUCUCACCUCAAUGAACAUAUCCAAAAUCGUCAAUCUCGCCUUGACGACGAUGACCAACAACGAGCAACUCUUCUGCAACAAAUCAGAGAUCUCCGUAACGACCAUGGGCAGGACAACAAUGCCAUUGGUCUGGAUUUGAAUGACAUCGAGGCUACGCUUGACACUUUGGAGGCAGAUACAGAAGCUGAUGACUCCCUGACUCAAGUGGAGUCUACCAUACGAAACAUACAGGCCAACAUUACUGCAUUGAACUCUAAGAUUGACCAAAAUCAAAACCAUCAGGAAAUGAUCCAACAGCAACAAAGCAACCAACAGCAGUCGAUUGAGACGGAGGGUGGUGCAAUCCAAGAGCACACACAGGCACAGGAAACCUUUGACGAACAGUUAGAGUCAUACAACACAACCUACCAGGAACGAGUGUCGACUGAAGAAGAGCGUCUGCAGACCAUGGAAACACAAGUCGGAGAUUCAACGGAGAUUCUCACAACUCUACAAGGGAUCGUCGAUGUCCUCUCAACAAAUGUCGAAGGUGCUGAGCAACAGUUUGCACAGUAUUCGAGCCCCGCGGCCAUUUCGGAAGGCUUUGCCAGUCUGGAGCAAUCUAUCCAAGAUGUUGAAGACACCCAAGCAACAUUUACUUCCGUAGAACAACAGCUUACCGAAUCGAUGUCGGAAACGGACGGAAGAUUUGAAGGGUUAGAAUCAGACAUUUUAGAUCAAGAGACUUCCAUGGAGCAAGCACAGGCGAACCUGCAGCUGGCAGCCCAGGCGCAAGACGGAGAUUUUGACGUAUCAAGUACCAUUGCUAGCCUGAGCACACUGGUUACCACCAACACUCAACAAAGUGACGAACUCAGCUUGUCAACUCAGGAAGUCCUCAGAGACCGCCAGUUGGUUCAGGCACAGCAACAGACUCUCGAAGAACAGAUAGAUGCAAUUCCAGUUGAUCAAGCGCAGCAGAAUGUGGCUGCUGUCUUUGAAGACGACAUCCGAGAACUUGACCUCAAGCUCGACAACAUGGAAGCAUCAGUGGACCAGCUAGAGGUGACAGCGAAUGCGCUUGCCUCGUCCUCUGAGAGCACGUUUGAAAUGCUUGAAGGCAACCUGGACACCAUCACCACCCAGCUUUCCAAUCAGCAGGGCGCGAUAAAUGCACUGUUGCUUAGACAGGAAGACGGACUGGAGAACACAGUGACUACCUUGCAACAGAACGUCGAUGACAUAACAAGCUCUACCAACGGUCUAUUCACAAGCGUUGCUGACCUCGAACAAGCCCUCCAAGGAUCAUCUGUCGAUCACUUCGAAUCAGGCACUUGGGAACUUCCGGAGCAGAGGAAUUUUUGGGGCCAAUCGCAAACAUAUGAUUCAAAACAAACCAACACCAUAAACUUCAGCAGUCAUUUUCGAAGAAGUCCUGUCGUUUAUGUCAGCAUUUCCAAAUGGGACAUGGGAUCGGGCUACACUAACAGCUUUUCGGUCCGUGUAUACAACGUAGAGCCAAGCGGGUUUUCGAUGACGUACGGGCGUGACUCUGACGGGCAAUUUUAUGCCGGGACGGUAGAGUGGAUAGCUGUGGGCAACCGGUAUUAAAGGCAUCGUAAUACCCCCCUCACAUUAGGCGAAA